UUUUUUGGAACAAGAAAACUCCCGAGCGGAACAACAUGGCGUCGGGUGGAAGCAACAGAGAUAGAUUUCCACAGUUCACAUCGUCGAACUAUGAAAUCCCCUCGUGGCAGGUAGAAUGGAAUAAGCCGUGGUAUCAGCAGUUUCAGGAGAAACGAAAUGCCCAAAGCAAUUACAAUUCGAGGGGACAUGUUGUAAAUUGUAAAUGUUCGCUAUGCGAAGAAGACAUGGAAUCUGCAUUUUGCCCGCAAGAGAGUGGCGUAGCACAUAAUUUUAAACUUUCUAGAGAUGAGAUCGGUGGAGAAAUAUUUCCCCCGAAUGAAAAGCUGGAAAAGCCGCAAAACCAAAGAACGGAAAAUGUGAUUUUAUUCUCCGAUUUACCGGAAGUAGUACCAUCAACGUCAGCGUCUGCUGAAACCGAAGUUCCCGAAGAAAUUCAUUUUAGUGCGUCAUCACAGCACAAUUCCAACUCGUCAGCAUCAUUCGAAAGUUCUACGAACAUCGACACAGAUGCAUUAUUUAACAACAUUGGCAGUCUAUCUGCUGUUCAAUCGAUAUCGGAUCGAGUUACAGAUCUACAAACGCAGGUGGAAAAUUUCUCGGGUGAGAAAGACAGUCGCGAGUUUAUAGUCUUACGAGGUUUGCUCGUAGCCACCCUAGCUGAACUGAACCGUAUCGACGCAGUUGGCAUCAGAUGGCUCCAGCAGGCAAAAAGUAUCGCUAUGGAGUCAAUUCAUGAUCUGCUGAACCAAUUAAGAAGCAAAAUCAAAGAAGAAGAUGACUACUGAAGAACAUGCUCUGCUUUCAAUUGAAAUCUCGUGAUUCUACGCACGCUUCGAAUACUAUUGUUUUAUCAGCGCUAAUUAAUUUUUGUUGAUAACAUCCGGCCCAAUCACCGCGUGAAAGUUCUCGCGAAGUUUCGAAAACGUGAUUGUAAAAGCACCUGAUGCGUAGCUUAAGAUUUUUCACGCAACAUGCGCCAACCAGGUGGGCUGGGAAAGUAAUCUCAAGAAACGCACCGCUGCAUGCAAAUGCCGGGGUUAUUUUAAGGUAGUUUUAUUCGUUUCAACCUCAGCGAACCGUCAUCAUUAUCAAAGAAAAGCGGAUAUCACAGCGCCGAUAUUUUGGAGCUGUAAAUAACAUACUGUUCUGGGACAGAUAUACCCUUCGCGGUUUAUCGAGGAUAUUAAUAAGUAAGAAUAAAAGGUAUCGACUUUUCUAGAGA
Molecule: messenger RNA, 1222 nt
Organism: Pocillopora damicornis (cauliflower coral)
Lineage: Eukaryota; Metazoa; Cnidaria; Anthozoa; Scleractinia; Pocilloporidae
Molecular function (GO): protein-folding chaperone binding
Source: RefSeq, a predicted model, not a curated record